Messenger RNA from Dictyostelium discoideum AX4, 330 nucleotides. RefSeq lists its product as hypothetical. The transcript has a single exon. Gene Ontology annotation, cellular component: extracellular region. The record is from RefSeq and is a predicted model, not a curated record. Lineage: Eukaryota; Evosea; Eumycetozoa; Dictyosteliales; Dictyosteliaceae. The coding region runs from base 1 to 330 and encodes 109 amino acids.
AUGAAAAACUAUAAUUUUAUAUUAAUUAGUCUUUUUAUAAUAUUUUUCAUAAUAUUAAAUAUAUCAAGCAAUAAUAAUAAUUUUACAAAUGCUGAAGAAAUGACAGGAAUAAAUGAUAUAAUAAAUAGACGUUACCAAGAGUAUAUGGAAAAUAGAACACCAAAUGAACAACAACAACAACAACAACAACAACAAAAUAAUAAUAAUCCUCCACAACACAUAGAUCCUUUAGUUGGUAACCCCUGUAAUCAUGACCAAAUAAUGCAAGGAAGAAUUUCAAAAUUAAAAGAAAAAUUAAAAAAAGAUCAACAAAAUCAACAACAAAAUUAA